Molecule: messenger RNA, 444 nt
Organism: Drosophila erecta
Lineage: Eukaryota; Metazoa; Arthropoda; Insecta; Diptera; Drosophilidae
Gene: edin
Exons: 1
Coding region: 27-377 (116 amino acids)
Source: RefSeq, a predicted model, not a curated record
UUGACUUAAACCAGUAGCCAGCAAAGAUGUUCCUUACCAAGUGCGGAUCAUUCCUGAUCCUCGUGGUCUGCUGCUCAGUGGCCCUAAGCGCCUCCUCUCCUCACACAUAUCACAAGGAUUGGCAGCCCGAUUCGGAGGAGCUGCUCGAAGUGCUUCCCUUGGCCCGCCGGGCUCGAUCGCCUGAGGGAGGUUCCGUGGUUCUAACCGCCAGUAAGGACAGUCCAAUGGGUCGGGAGGCCAGGGUGCAGUACAACCACAAUCUAUACAGUACUGGCGAUGGGCGUGGCAGCAUUGACGCCUACGCCCAGGCCAGCCGGAAUUUCGACUUUAAUCGGAACGACUUCGGUGGCGGCAUUCGGGGCACCUGGCGUUUCUGAGCGGGAACAGAAGUAUUGAAUUGGUUACAACUUGAGUCACGUGAACAAAUAAAUGUGUUUACCCAAG